Aspergillus melleus is the source of this 516-nucleotide messenger RNA. RefSeq lists its product as uncharacterized. Bases 1 to 516 code for a protein of 171 amino acids. NCBI's taxonomy places the organism in Eukaryota, Fungi, Ascomycota, Eurotiomycetes, Eurotiales, Aspergillaceae. The record is from RefSeq and is a predicted model, not a curated record. The transcript is spliced from 3 exons.
AUGCAAGUAUCCAAAGAUUUCUCGCAGGACGGUCACCCGAUCAUCUUGGCACUGCGCGUAAGCGCCGUGCUGAGCUCACUGGUCGCAUUAAUUGUUUUUGCCUGGGCUGUCCAAGCCCAUAAGAGUGUCUAUACCGACGUCAAUGGCUCUUCAAUAUGCCUUAUAGUCAUGAUAACUGUGGCCUAUGCUUUUGUCUGGUCAACGGUCGCAUUGAUCGUACUACUGCUGUUCAACCGACCCCUACAUGCCGGCAUCUACAUCGCCAUGGACUUUCUCGCAUUUGGCGCCGUGGUGGGUUCGACUAUUGCGUUGCUGGCGGUGCUGGAGCCAUACGGAAUGGACUACCAGUGUGUCAAGGACCCAUGCGCGGUGAACGUCGGCCAGGUCCAGGCGUUUGGGGCCGCGAUGUCCCUUUCGGAUGGGACGCUGCAUUUGGCGCUGUUUGUCUGGGCAUGCUGGGCAUGUCAUCGAUCGACGGGGAAGACGCAGGGGCGCAAGACGGUUGACGAGCAUUAA